UACGGGGCAGGGCAACUCGUCCGUCCGCACACGCCUCCUCCUCUUCUCCUCGUUGGCUUCGCCUCCGGCCGGCUCGGGUUCGUUCCAUCCCGAGAUUGAUUUCCCAUCCGGGUCCCUUCCGUUCCACGGCAAGUAUCCCGUCGCAUCCCAUCUCCGCACGUUCCGCCCUCAAACCCUAGACGGAAGAAGCCUUCUCCUCCAGAUUCAGGUCCGCCCUCGCCUGCUCCUGCUCUCGUCGUCCUCCAUGGCGCUGCAGUACAUCGAGGCGCAGCGCCAGGCGCGGCCGGACCUCGCCGACUGGUACGCCGACCUCGCCGACCUCUACCAACGCAAGCUCUGGCAUCAGCUCACCCUCAAGCUCGACCAAUUCCUCCAGAUCCCGGCCGCGCAGACCGGUGAUACGCUCAUACAGCUCUACAACAAUUUCAUCUCUGAUUUUGAGACAAAGAUCAACCUGCUGAAACUCGCUCAGUUUGCGGUGAUAGCGUCACGCCAAUAUCCUGACAAGGAUGCUGCCAUCACCUUCCUUGAGGGGAUAAUUGCCAAGUUGCGCGAGACGAGGGAAUCGCGGAUUAAUGAACCUAUUCUUCAUGUCAAGAUGCAGAUUGCUGCAAUACAUCUUGAUAAAGGGAACCAAAAGGAGUGCAAGAACCUACUGGAGGAAGGGAAGACCACCCUUGAUGGUAUGACUGAUGUUGAUCCCGCUGUUCAUGCUAGCUUCUACUGGAUAUCAUCCCAGUACCAUAAGUCACUCCAAGAGUUUGCUGAGUUCUAUAAGAAUGCACUUCUCUAUCUGGCGUACACAACCGUGGAAUCUCUUUCAGAGUCAUUCAAGCUGGACUUGGCGUUUGACCUUUCCCUUGCAGCCUUGCUAGGUGAUAACAUAUACAAUUUUGGUGAAUUGUUAGCUCACCCUAUUAUCAAUAGUCUUAUCGGAACGAAGGUGGAGUGGGUCUAUCACAUGUUACAAGCAUUCAACACCGGCAACCUAGCUCUCUACCAAGAACUUUGCAGGGUUCACAAUGCUGCUCUUAGUGCACAGCCUGCAUUGGUGCAGAAUGAGAAGACAUUGCUGGAGAAGAUCAAUAUUCUGUGUCUGAUGGAGAUAAUCUUUAGCCGGCCAUCUGAAGAUAGAACUAUCCCAUUAAGUGUUAUUGCUGAUCAGACCAAGCUUUCUACCAGUGAAGUGGAAUGUCUUCUUAUGAAGAGUCUCUCGGUUCAUCUUAUAGAAGGCAUAAUCGAUGAAGUGGACAGUACAGUUCACGUCUCAUGGGUCCAGCCUAGAGUACUUGGAAUCCCACAGGUGAAGGCGCUGCGUGAGCGGUUGGACUCAUGGAUUGGUAAGGUGCAUAGCACACUGUUGUCGGUUGAGGCAGAGACUCCUGAUCUCGUGGCGGCAUAACUUGGUCAGAAAGCUUUUGCAAUAGGCUUUGGUUGUCAGCAAGGCGGCGGUGUAAAACAUGAGAUGAUCAGGCUGUGCUGCUUGUAAUAGUUGUUUUCUGGAUAAUGAAUUGAUCUGGACUUGUAACUUUUUUCCUUCAUUAUCCUCUAGAGUGUUCACGUCCGGGGUUUGACAUAACGCAGUAUCAUGGAUUGUUGAGGACAAGGUCAUACCGGCAGAGGGUGUCACUCUAGUUUUGGCAGUUGCGUUUUAUAAUUUGUAAUCCAGCGGAUUGUCUUUGAUUUUUACUUGUGGCAUGGAUGGAGGAAAAUCUUGCUGAUUUUUCAUGGUUGGGCCAAA
This is a messenger RNA of Brachypodium distachyon (stiff brome), 1741 nucleotides long. Its product is annotated as 26S proteasome non-ATPase regulatory subunit 13 homolog B. Gene Ontology annotation, cellular component: proteasome regulatory particle, lid subcomplex; nucleus; cytosol. Gene Ontology annotation, biological process: ubiquitin-dependent protein catabolic process. Lineage: Eukaryota; Viridiplantae; Streptophyta; Magnoliopsida; Poales; Poaceae. The coding region runs from base 245 to 1402 and encodes 385 amino acids. The transcript has 7 exons. Gene Ontology annotation, molecular function: structural molecule activity. The record is from RefSeq and is a predicted model, not a curated record.